AUAACACAAUCUCACGAUCAAGCUAACUCAUAAAGCUUUUUAACUAUGGGAUUCAACAGAAUCCUCUUCUGGCCACUUGCCUUUUUCACUUUUUCCCUUUCCAUCAUGAUUGUUCGCCAUUACACGCCACCUUCCCUCACCACCAUCGCUUCCAUUAAUCCUCAAAGAAAUUUCAAACAACAUGUUAUCUUAAGUAGGAUUAUAAAGCUCAGUGGGGCUGAAGACUUUGUCUCUCUAAUAACAAGAUUUGCGAGGCUUCACCCCAGAAGGAAGCAGAAGGAAAAAUGUGACAAGGCCACCUGGGAUUCUGAUCUUAUUUUGGACUACAAUGUGAGUCUUGUUUUGACGGUUAGCUUAAAGGAUUGUGGAAAUUUUAGCAGCAUACAAAAGGCAUUGAAUGCUGUUCCCGAAUCGAGUCCUGAUAAAACGCUUAUCAUUAUUGAUUCUGGCAUAUACAGAGAGAAGGUAGUGGUGGAGGCAAGCAAAACAAAUUUGAUAUUGCAAGGUCAAGGAUAUUUGAACACAAUCAUAGAAUGGAAUGAUACUGCCAACUCGACAGGAGGGACCUUUAAUAGUUACACAAUUGGAGUCUUUGCUUCUAAGUUUCUUGCUUACAAGAUUAGUUUUAAAAAUACGGCCCCAGCACCGUCGCCAGGUAUGAUAGGAGCACAAGCAGUUGCAUUAAGAGUGAGCGGUGAUGAAGCAGCAUUCUACGAAUGUGGAAUGUAUGGUGCUCAAGACACCCUCAAUGAUGAUAGUGGAAGACAUUAUUUUAAAGAAUGUUUCAUCCAAGGAUCCAUUGAUUUCAUAUUUGGGAAUGCAAGAUCUUUUUACGAGGAUUGUACCAUAAACUCUAUAUCAGCUGAAGAAGGAGCUAUGAUUUCUGGGUCCAUCACAGCUCAGGCAAGACAGUCGGAGAAUGAAGAAACUGGAUUUUCAUUUGUGAAUUGUAAGAUUAUUGGGAGUGGAAAAGUGUGGCUUGGAAGAGCAUGGGGAGCAUAUGCCACUGUGGUCUUCUCGAAAACAUUUAUGUCUGAAGUUGUUGCUCCUGAAGGAUGGAAUGAUUGGUCUAAUUCUACCAGAGACAUGACUGUCUUUUUUGGAGAAUAUCAUUGUCUUGGAGGUGGAGCCAACUACUCGUCUAGAGUCACAUAUGGAAAGCAACUUAAAGACUAUGAAGCAGGACGCUUCAUGAAUGUUUCAUAUAUUGAUGGAAACGAUUGGCUUCUUGAUCAUCGAACAAACUUAGAUGUUCUUCUAAUGUCAGAAAAAUAGGGGGGAAAAAUCUUCUCUCUUCUUGAAUUAGUAAGUUAAUAGUAAACCAAUAUAUUGUUUACGCCGCUUUAAUCUAACUCGCACAUGAUAAUGGUGAGGAGGAGAAGAUAAGGUUUAGCUAGAUUGAAACCUUCUUUUUAGAAUAUAUUGUUCAUUAUUGAUUUGUUUAGAAAUGUUGUCUUUUAGUUGACUUCUUCAGUCUUCAUUGUGAACCGUCCUAUGAGCGACAAUAGUGAUUCCAGAAUUAUUCACUUCUUUGU
Molecule: messenger RNA, 1535 nt
Organism: Prosopis cineraria
Lineage: Eukaryota; Viridiplantae; Streptophyta; Magnoliopsida; Fabales; Fabaceae
Product: probable pectinesterase 15
Exons: 5
Coding region: 46-1275 (409 amino acids)
Biological process (GO): cell wall modification
Molecular function (GO): pectinesterase activity
Source: RefSeq, a predicted model, not a curated record